UAUCGAUACACAAAUACUCAAAAGUGAAUUAGUAGUAUUUUAUUGUAGCGAAAAGUUGCAUGAGUACGUGUAGACGUAUUUUGUGUCAAAUGCCGCUUGGAAUUAAUUCAGAACUACAUAAAAGCAUAAUUGUAUAUCAUAGACUUCUUUCGAAUCGUCAAUAAUAUGUGAGCAUAAUGCAAAUAUAUCAAUUAAUUUAUAGUGCUAACCACAAUGAGUAACAGGCCCAGCAACUGUAGUAGCAACAAAGUAUCACACAACACGCACAGAGUUUUAUUAUUGUUGGAUGUGGGAACAAAGUAAUUGCCAAAAUAAUUUAAGUGCAACAAAGAGAAGUAAAAGCCUAGAAGAGAGCACAUUUCAAAGCAAAGACCGAAGUUCGCUUAAAAAUGUAUUCAGUUUUAAUAUUUUAAGCGGGCUUUGCGGGCGGCAAAUCAAUAGGGACACGGAAUCCGAAGAAAUAAAGAAUUAUCUGAAAAUUCGCCCUGGGUCGUCGAAUAAUAAGGACGUUGCCAACUCAACUAAAAGGUUUUCAACGGAUGUGCAUUUAAAAUACGCACGAAAAAGCCAGAUUUUGGGUAGAUCGAAUGUUGCAGAUGCAUCCAAUUAUCUGAACUAUCGCAAUCCACAGUCUGAAUUCGGACCUGUUCAUCGAAGAUGCGAAACACCGACCCUAACCGAAUGUACGAUUGAUCAAAAUUAUAAAAAUUUGAGCAUUUACUUUAACAAUGAGAAAGAACAAUUAGAGAACAGAACUCAUAAAUUGACUAAGACCUCAUUUAGUGACGAUCGAGAAUAUGCUAGGCGACGACGAAAUCCACCUGUGACGCGAACCGCUAAAUCGGUGAAAAAUCAAAAUCAUAUACAAGCUAGUUCUAUAAAGAAGUGCAUUUGGCCACGAAACGAACGGAACAUAUGUUGGCCAUCGCCUUUGGAAAACAAUUUAUUUUGCCUAACAACACCAUCGGUGCUAAUUGAUGCUGUUGCCAGACAUAAAUCUUCGUUAGAAAUCGAUACUGCGGGACUACUGGACGAAAGAAAUGGAGAUUCGGAGCGAAACUUUGAAAUACAAAACUUAUUUCCAUCAGAUACAAAACCUGACUCAUAUGAAUCUGAACUAAAUCUCGAAUCUGACGAGGAUGUAGACCACAAUAGCGAAAGCUGCACUCAUUUACAGUCAAAUGUAUCGAAUAAAGCUCGUAGGCAACUAACUCGUCAAGCUUCAAUACAAAGCCAACUAUCAUCCAUUGAUGAUUCGUCACCACAUAGCGAACGUUAUGGUACGGCAUUUGAAACAUUGGAGGACAUAACUGCUCACGAUUUUGAGAAUAUUUUAAGUCAAGAAUACCAAUCUAAUUCAAAUUUGUUGCCAGCGAGCUCAGUUCGUUUAGUAAUGUCAUUGUCAUCAUAUAGAUCGCAGCAAGCGCAGCAACCGUUGAACAAUUUUACUAAUUCGCAGCAGAACCUCGGCCGCCUAUCACAACUACCUACACCACCAACAAAAGCCCCAUACUCCACGCUGCAACUCGGCUCCAGUUUAAACAAUGUUGAUGAAAAUAAAAGCCAAAAAUUCUUAAGUAAUAGUGAAAUAGUCACUGAAGAAACGGCAAUUAUUGGAACUGCAAACAAUAACCAAAGCGUAACAAGGGUAAAUUGUCGAAAUAAUAAUAACACGAGUAAUAAUAAUAACAGGACGUUAAAUCAUUUCGAUUAUAAUAUACAGCUAAACAAUAAUAUGGUUGGCUCACAGCAACAGACUAAACAUAAUUCUCAAUUGGCGGCAACGAACGCAAUCCGAGAUGCGAGCACUUUUACAAGUAACUUGGAGGCAGCUUCCAUUGAUAUCCAAAUCGAAAAAUCCGUUUCACCCGCCAUGCUAAAAAUUAGUAUGUCACAAAAUCAGCAAACCGCCUGUGGAAUAGAUGGAAGUGGCAGUGGUCAAAUGAAUCCAAAUAGCUUAUCACUUCACUCCUGUACAGUAGUUCCAUUCAAUUUCAAUAGUAGUUAUGGAUCGGCAGUAAUACUUCAGGAGCGUAAACAACAACAUGCGAAACAACUGCCAAUUCCACAUGAAAUAAGCACUUAUAUUGGCGAUAGCUCAACUCAAGAUGCUUCUGGAGUCUCAAAAUCUAUUCAAGCGAGUUCUCUGCCGAAUUCAAUUGUCAGGCCGAAAUUGGAAGCAUCGCCAAUAUUGCCGCGGAAAGAAUUGUCGUUGAAUGCAGCGGCUGUUGAUUCGCUCGCUUUGGUAUCGCAGCAUCAGAAGUCUGUCAUACCAUCGGCCAACGAACAUUAUACAUUUCACGAGCAAAUCAUAAUGUCGGGUCAGCAGAAGAGUGCAUUGCAGGAUAAGCCAAAGGCAUUGGUUGUAUCGCCGCAGCAAGUUAUGAUUCUGUAUAUGCACAAAUUGACCCCAUAUGAACGAACCGAAAUCUUAGCCUAUCCGCAGAUUUAUUUUAUUGGCGCCAAUGCAAAAAAACGCCCGGGUAUUUAUGGACCAAACAAUUCAGAUUAUGACAAUGAACAGGGCGCCUAUAUACAUAUUCCACAUGAUCAUGUUGCCUAUCGCUAUGAAAUGCUGAAAAUAAUUGGCAAAGGUAGCUUUGGUCAAGUAAUUAAGGCAUAUGAUCAUAAGACACACGAACAUGUUGCAUUAAAGAUAGUGCGCAACGAGAAGCGUUUUCAUCGACAGGCACAAGAGGAAAUACGUAUAUUACAUCAUUUGCGGCGCCACGACAAGUACAACACAAUGAAUAUUAUACACAUGUAUGAUUAUUUUGCCUUUCGAAAUCACACAUGCAUCACAUUCGAGUUGCUUAGCAUUAAUCUGUAUGAACUGAUUAAAAAAAAUGGCUUUAAGGGUUUCAGUUUGCAAUUGGUGCGUAAAUUUGCUCACUCUCUGCUUCAAUGCCUGGAUGCACUUUACAAGAAUGAGAUAAUUCAUUGCGAUAUGAAGCCAGAGAACGUAUUACUUAAGCAACAAGGUCGUUCGGGUAUUAAGGUUAUCGAUUUUGGAUCGUCGUGCUUUGAAAGCCAGCGUGUUUACACAUAUAUACAGUCAAGAUUUUAUCGCGCACCAGAAGUUAUUUUGGGCGCAAAAUAUGGUAGAGCUAUUGAUAUGUGGUCUCUCGGUUGCAUUCUUGCUGAGCUUCUAUCUGGGCACGCACUAUUCCCUGGAGAAAAUGAGAGCGAUCAGUUGGCGUGCAUCAUCGAAGUGCUUGGUAUGCCAAGCAAAACGUUAUUGGUGAACUCAAAGCGAGCGAAGACAUUCUUCAGUCCAAAGGGGUAUCCACGUUACUGUACUGUCCGCACCAUGCCCGAUGGAAUGGUCGUUUUAGUUGGUGGGCAGUCGCGGCGGGGAAAACCACGUGGGCCGCCAUGCUCGAAGAGCCUGUCAAAGGCACUAGACGGUUGCAAGGAUCCACUAUUUCUAAACUUUAUUCGUGGCUGUUUGGAAUGGGAUACAGAAAAAAGAUUAACGCCCUCUGAAGCCCUGAAGCAUCCAUGGUUACGUCGUCGUUUGCCUAGACCUCCAAGCAGCACCAGCGGCGGGGCAGGGGAUGGUUCCAGUAGCGCAGGAGGAGGAAAUACUGGAGGAGGUGGUGGGCGAGGAAGUAUUAGUGGUGACCAAUCACCAGUGACGGGUAUAAAAACGAGUUGCGGUAAUGAAACUGUCUCAACAGGAGGAUCGGCCGCCUCCGAAAGAGAGAAUAGCAAUUGCAGUGGACGCGUUAAUCAUGUUGGAUUUGGCAUUCCAGAUUUAAAAUAUGGCAGCAACCAUCUAGCUGUUGCAACGUCAUCUCCAGUUAGUAAUGCGUCACUGCCAGUUGAUCUAUUGGCAGACAUCAUAAGCAAAACGAGCGUAAAGUCUUCUACAUUAGAUAAGUCACCAUUAGAUGAUUCCUUGGAUAGCCGUGGAUAUCCAUCUUCGUUCUUAAAUCAUACUUCUGUCAACGGAUCUGAAUGUUUAUCCACAAUCAAUUCAUUAAUAGGGGCCACCAAAUCCUUGACGCGCUUGUCAGAAGCAACUACAAUCUCAACGCCCACUUUAACAGCUGAUUCGACACUUACUACAAUUAACUUCGAUAUGGAUUGCUAUAAAGCAUAUAAUGCUAAUACAAUUGAUAAGGCAACCAAUAAUAGGCCAUCAAAUGCCAAUUUGCUCCCACACGCACAAAUGAUAAAAGCACCAUCCAAGGAUAUUUAACAGAAUAUGGAAAAAUUUAUUGACAUGCAUCGAAAGGCUUAGGGCGGUGUUUGUUUGUUGUUAGUCUAUAUAAAAUUAACAACACACUGCCAUUACAAGUGAUAGAC
Drosophila hydei is the source of this 4311-nucleotide messenger RNA. RefSeq names its product putative dual specificity tyrosine-phosphorylation-regulated kinase 3 homolog (gene Dyrk3). The transcript has 5 exons. Gene Ontology annotation, cellular component: nucleus. NCBI's taxonomy places the organism in Eukaryota, Metazoa, Arthropoda, Insecta, Diptera, Drosophilidae. The coding region runs from base 287 to 4204 and encodes 1305 amino acids. Gene Ontology annotation, molecular function: ATP binding; protein serine/threonine kinase activity; protein serine/threonine/tyrosine kinase activity. Gene Ontology annotation, biological process: peptidyl-threonine phosphorylation; peptidyl-serine phosphorylation. The record is from RefSeq and is a predicted model, not a curated record.